This is a messenger RNA of Ascochyta rabiei, 531 nucleotides long. RefSeq lists its product as uncharacterized. Bases 1 to 531 code for a protein of 176 amino acids. Lineage: Eukaryota; Fungi; Ascomycota; Dothideomycetes; Pleosporales; Didymellaceae. The transcript has 2 exons. The record is from RefSeq and is a predicted model, not a curated record.
AUGUUCUCAUUCACCUCCACCGCGACCCUGCACCACGUAACCCACCUCCCCCCCUCGACAACCUUCGCGCACGCACUCGCACACCUCCAGAACCACGACCUCCUCAUCCGCCUCGACCCAGACCUCUCACACUACGAGACGCUCCCCUCCCCCGCCUCCGCCCCCGACACAAAAUGCUACAAAGUCACAGACAACAUGCACACGCUCCCCAAAGGGCUCUGGGACACCACCGUCACCUUCGAAGCCGACAUCACCAACACCGACGAUGGGAUUGAGUGGAUCAUCCGCGCGCCGCUUGGGUUGCUGCAGAGGACGACGUGGCGGGUGCUCAAGCGGGAGGGCACGGGGAGCGAGGAGGGCGCGAACGUCGUGGAUGGCGUGGGCGAGUGGAGUUUAGUCGAGGAUGUGGAGAUUAAAGCGAAUCGUGUAUUGGUGGGGACUGUGAAGGGGAAGUGCGAGGAGAAUUGGAGAGGGGUGCACAGGAGGUUUGUGGGGCAUCUGUUGGAGGGGGUGAAGGCUGGGGGGGAGUAA